GCCGAUCAUCUAGUCCAAAUUGCACAGGAGUAUUACAGUAUGAACCCCUGAAGAUCUGGAAUUGGGAUGAAAUUACAAGUCAAAAGCUACAGGAUAUGGACCAGCAAUGAAGGACAUGGACAAGAAGGAACAGGAUAAAGCUGUGAAUACUAUUAGUGCUGGAUGGGGAUGGUAUAUGUCCGCUCUCCGGCGAUACCUCGCGGUCACAUAGAGAAGCUGCAUCAGUUUCAUAACAGCACUUUUAUUUUGACAUUAUAACAACCCGGAAGUUGGUUGUGCGACCGAUAAAUGGCAGCCGCCGGUAACUCGAACACACCGAUGUGUCCACGGGUUAAAACUAGAAACACAAACAAUUGUACCCCUCUUAGAGCUCUGCCAGCUGUCUUGCUGGUAAACAACUUUACUUAAUUGCAAUUUCCAAGACGCUGGAGAGUUUAGCCUACAGCUAAGUCAGUUAGUGCAUGCUUUUUUUGCGAUGGAUCUGUUGGAGCCUCCAACGCCGGUGAAGGAUAAUGCUUCCUCUCCUUCGGAGUCCAAAGCCAAGAACUGCGAUCUGACCCCCGCAAUGAGAGCCAAGAUCGAACGAAACAGACAGCGGGCUCUGAUGCUGAGGCAAGCCCGACUGGCCAGCAGACCAUCGGCAGGGGAAGGGGGUGGAACCUCGGCUAAAGUCGCUAAGAUAGUCGACUCUGGAGGAGGUUUCUUCAUUGAUGAAGAAGAGGAGGGACAGGAGGAGCAAAGGACAAAGGAAGUGGUGCAUCAACCAGCCCCGGUGAUGGAGGCAGACUAUCUGCUGUGUGAUGACUGUGACAAGCCCUUUAUGGAUUCCUACCUUAGCAACGGCUUCGAUCUGGCAGUCUGUGACAACUGCAGAGACAACGAGGUGAAACACAAGCUGAUAUCCCGUACAGAGACUAAGCAGCUCUACCUACUGAAGGACUGUGACCUGGACCAGAGGGAGCCAGUGCUGAGGUUUGUCCUGAGGAAGAACCCACACAACCCUCAUUGGGGAGACAUGAAACUCUACCUCAAGCUGCAGGUGGAGAAGCGCUCCUUAGAGGUGUGGGGCUCUGAGGAGGCCCUGGAGGAGGCCAAGGAGGCCAGAGAGGAGAACAGGGAGGUGCAGAAGCAGAAGCGCUUCAACAAAAAGGUUAAAGAGCUCCGCCGUGCAGUGAGGAGCAGCGUGUGGACAAAGGACACCAGCGCUCACCAGCACGAGUACGGCCCUGAGGAGAUGGUGGAUGAAGAGGAGGAUCUCUACAGGAAGGUCUGUAACACCUGUGGACACGAACUGACCUAUGAGAAGAUGUAGCCUAGUGUCCUUUAAACCGUAUCCCGGAGGCUCACAGCCUUGAGUUAUUUUUUUUGUGGACCACUGGUGAUACACCUGACAUGUCAACUGAGAUUCAAAUGACCGAUACUUCAAGACGGCACGGAGGCCUACCUGAAAUCAUCUCAGCACGUGUCAUACACAAAUAAUCCACAAGAGGGCAGAAAUACAUCAACACAUUUUUUUGUUUUACAGAGAAAUGUUGUCCUGCUCAGUCUGGUCAUGGCUGUUAUAUUAUCAACUGUCUAGCAUGUUAACUUCCAUUUUGUAAUGUAAUGUGUAGAAGGACCUGCAUGUGCAAAAUAAAUAUAUUUUUCCAUAAUGUGAUCACUUUUGCAUCUGUACUUGACUUGUUUUAGAUCUGUAAACAAUCUGUAAAACAAAUGUGCUCUUGGUUAAGAUGGACAAUUAUUGUAUUAAUCCAGAAUCAAGAAAUUGAUUUAAUUUGCAUAAAAUUAAUUGAAAAUUGUAGUCAACUGUCUUUGCUUUCUGUUGCAGAAUCGCGCUAUAAUUAAUGCGAUCGUUUUAUGAUCUGUGUUAGAUUUUGGUCGCCUGCUCAACUCCGUGCUCAUAAUUGAAUAUUUUGUGGGCAAUUAUUUCUGAAGCAACCUCCGGUCACAACCACCUACACGUAGUUCAUCUAAUGAGUGAAGGACUCCAUAGUCCAGACAUCACUAAUCUAAAAGUGAGCAACUGACAAGGUACAAGAUGACGCCACCAUUUGAACUUGAAUGGUAUUAUUUUGUCCAACCAUCUAGUUAAUGUAACACGUAUCGUCCUUCUUUCUUCUUUGCAAAUGAAAGCUGCUUCACAGUAGUUAUUGGAUGUGACUCAGCAUGUCGUACUAUAUCAAUAAAUGCAGUGCUUCGUG
Molecule: messenger RNA, 2201 nt
Organism: Oncorhynchus keta (chum salmon)
Lineage: Eukaryota; Metazoa; Chordata; Actinopteri; Salmoniformes; Salmonidae
Product: DNA repair protein complementing XP-A cells homolog
Exons: 6
Coding region: 476-1312 (278 amino acids)
Biological process (GO): nucleotide-excision repair, DNA damage recognition; nucleotide-excision repair involved in interstrand cross-link repair; UV-damage excision repair
Cellular component (GO): nucleotide-excision repair factor 1 complex
Molecular function (GO): damaged DNA binding
Source: RefSeq, a predicted model, not a curated record